AUGCGUGAGCCUCCGGCCGCCACAUGCAUCCGUACUGGCGACAGAAUUGCUAGUCGAGUAGCAAAGAAAGUCAAGACAUCACUAGAUACAAGCAGCAACAACUUCGUCUACAGUCCAAGAGCGCGUCGUUUGAAACAUCCGCUGGGUGUUAAACCUAUUGGCAACUACUUCGAAGACAUUAUCAAUGGCGUUAUAGAGUGUCGUACAUCAGGUUUAGGCAGACUGGGAAUACUGCCGGAUAUUCAGAUACUUUCACUAUUGAAUUAUUUCUCGGCUGUGGACUUGGUGAACUUGGCAGCUUGCAGUCGCGCUGCCUACGUGUACGCCACACACGACGAACUAUGGCGAGUGCUGGUGCUUGAACAAAUGCAGGCACAAUUUAAGCCCAAGUCUACAUGGAAAGCUACGUACUUGAACACCAAGUAUGAUGACAAGGUAAAAGAUGGAGGCUCAAUUCAUGUGCAGGGAGUGUACUCCGAUCUAUUGUUUCAGUCUUUUUAUUGUGCAGCUGCACCAAUUGAAGAAACGUGGCUGAUGAUAGAAAAUAUUGAGCGUCGAAGUGCUACAAACAUGACGGUAGCAGACUUUAAGAGGGAUUUUGAAGGUCCUAAUCUACCGGUGAUCAUCACGGGUGCUAUUGACAACUGGGCGGCGAUGGACAAGUGGACGGAUGAGUACUUAGGUGACGUUUGCAAGGGCACGACAUUCUACGCUGGCGGGUUUCAGUUCCCUAUGGAUGCUUAUUUGAACUAUGCACGCGUGUUGCAGGAUGAUCAACCACUGUUUGUUUUCGAUAAAGAGUUUGCUACGAAGGUGCCCCAGCUUGCAAAAGACUACGUGGUGCCUGAAUACUUUUGUGAGGAUUAUUUUGCUCUCCUCGAUGAGAAGAAGCGACCGGACUAUCGCUGGCUCAUCAUUGGUCCCAAGAAAUCUGGUUCCAGCUUUCACAUCGACCCAAAUGCUACGAACGCGUGGAACAGCGUGAUUCGAGGCAGUAAGAAGUGGAUCAUGUUCCCUCCUGGCCAAGUCCCGCCUGGAAUUCAUCCAAGCGAGGAUGGUAGCGAGGUGUCUACGCCAGUGUCUCUAAUGGAGUGGUUCGUGACGUUUUACAAGGUUGUGCAGAAGUUGCCUGCACAUCUAAAGCCGUUAGAAGGCAUUUGCCGUGAGGGCGAGACUAUGUUUGUACCGCAUGGCUGGUGGCACACAGUGCUUAAUAUCGAGGAGAGUAUCGCUGUGACUCAGAACUUUGUAAGUUCUGGCAAUGUGAAGAGUGUGUUGAAUUUCCUGUCAGAGAAGCCAGAGCAAGUGUCUGGCUGCUCAAUAGAGCAGCGUUCUAAGCUAAGCGGGAUGUUUCGAGACGUGAUGACCAACCACUUUCCGGAACUUUUUGCCAAGGUGACCAAGGAAUUACAGGAAGAAAAUGAGCGCAAGAAUCGUAAAACCAAAUGGGAAAUGCUUAUUGCUGAAGCCUCGAACGAGAAUGACAUAGCAUUGACUGAUAGAGCAAUGACAGCCAGCUGUGGGAGCACUUUCGGAUUUGGCUUUAACUUUGACUAG
Molecule: messenger RNA, 1557 nt
Organism: Peronospora farinosa
Lineage: Eukaryota; Oomycota; Peronosporomycetes; Peronosporales; Peronosporaceae
Source: the annotation of a GenBank genome assembly